GGACAAAAUUCAGUGGAAAACAUUUCAAUCGAUAUUUUAUAUACCAUGGAUACAUUUUGCAAAUUUCUAAGUGACGAUCUGUUUUGUUUGCUGAAACAGAUUUUAAGCAAUCUGGGCUUUGCAUCUUCUACUACCGAUUCUGAUGAGGCUUUGGACUUAAAAAGAGUUAAGAGAAAUUUCGAUUUUGGAGGACGACACUUGGUAACUCAUCCUAGUUAUACAAUAAGACACGAGUAUCCAGGUCCUUUGAUCACCUACGAUGGUGAAGAGCGUUGUGAACCACGCUUAAUACGCUUUUCCGAUUUGAACCGAAGUACAUUGGACCUAAUUUUUAAGGCUUAUAAGGAGGAAAAUGAUGAAAUGAAUGAAGAGGAACUGGAUAUGGAGGAACAUUGUGAGGAGAAGAAGAAACGAAGUACCGAGUGUAAAGAUCCUUGUAAGAAAAAACCCAGAUGUAAAGUAAAAUUCCAGGAAAAACGAAAUUCUCGCUGUCAAACCACUUUUCCAAGAGACGAAGACUGUUUUGAGGAAUAUUCAGAGGAUGCUUCAGAACAAAAAGAGGGUUUCAACAAGAAACUUUUGUAUUUUAUUAAGACUCUCUUUCCCAAGAGAAAAUGCUUAAGCCAGAGCAGGUUAAGUGGUGGAAAGGAGGAGUCCAGCGGCUUCGAUGAAAGUCCACCCACUAAAGAGGAAAUCAAAGAGUUGGAUAAUUGCGCCAAGGCUUUUUAUGAAGACUACAUAUUAUCGAUAAAGAAUUUACCAUCCUGGGAGUCUUUGAAACCAGCGGCAAAGCUGCGUUUCCAAUGGAAAGCUCUAACAGGCGAAGAUCUGAAGGAAACUCCGUAUGAAAAUUUCAGUGCGGAUUUCACCAGGAGUUUUCGCGAGGCUUUUCCAGCUGCUUCCGAUUCGAGGCUUAGAAUAAAGAGGAAAAACACCUGGUACCGCAUGGAUCGCUGCCAGCGGCUGCCCUUUAUUCUGCAGGCUCUACUGUACCAAGUGGCCAUCGGUGCCCUCGAUCCCGAAGAUCACUGUGCUGUUCGAGAACUUUUUCACAAGCUGCGAUAAAGGAAAAAGUGCGUGUUUUCCAUUUCCAUUUCGAACGUUUUAUACGAACCAGAUGUGUUUCUAUUUUCGUGCUGAGCCUCAAGAAAUUCGCAGUUCUUUUAUUUUGCUCUUGAACCAGAUUUUUUCGUGGAGAAUAAAUGGAUCCCCCUGCUUUUUCCAAGGUCGUUCCGCUGACAUGGCAUUGGCACUCGAUUAACAAUUAAAGCAGCCGCCUUCAAGGUCGCGCAGAAUUAAGAUGGAAAUUCUCAAGCAAUUUCUCCCGGUGAAGAAGAAAACUUCGGAAAUCAAUUUCCCAUGCGCAUACAUUAGCAAUAAAAAUUUGUUGUACCCCCUGAAACAGAAACAAAUAAAACAAACGAGAAGUAAA
Drosophila takahashii is the source of this 1432-nucleotide messenger RNA. RefSeq lists its product as uncharacterized. The record is from RefSeq and is a predicted model, not a curated record. NCBI's taxonomy places the organism in Eukaryota, Metazoa, Arthropoda, Insecta, Diptera, Drosophilidae.